AUGGUGAGUGAUGGCGAUGAGAGCUUGGUGGACGCUCCGGUGCAGGUGCGUUUCAACAACUGUUCAGAACAGGAUGCCAGCCUCAACCUGACUGUCCCUGGAGCACAGUACUUGACAGGGGAGUUUUCGGUGAUGAACAUGUUUCAUGACAGAGCAUCAUAUUCUCGCCCGGGAUCAAAUCCAGAACGGCAGCUUUUGUUGAGUCGAAGGGAGAAUGUAGAGCAGGUCCCUGAGGCUUGUGCCAAGUCGACGUGGUUGCUUCUGCAUACCAAUUAUUCCGACUUCGAGGACGCAGAGUCCAGCAAAGCUCCUGAGUUCUUCGGGGACCCCGUGGCUUGCAUAGAGCCGGACGUGGUUGGCAAAGCUUUCAAAAACGGCCAAGAGAUCAUUGAAUUGCAACUACUCCCAGCAGAGCUUGAUACACCAGCUGAUGCCGUUCAAAAUGGGAGCUUGUCUUUGGCGAUGCCAUCAUGCUCAAAGCCAACGGAAGACUUGCUUUUUGGAACCGUCAGCGUCCCCGACUAUUAUUCACUACACCCCUGCGAAUGCUUCGGGGAAACUCAUGCACACGUUGAGCCAGUAGAUGCUGAAUCCAAUGCAGCUGUACCCCGCAAAGCAGACGGCAAGUUCAAUGUUGGCUUGGUUCCCGACCAGCGGUUGUUCUCCGGGCCAUAUACCUGUGAGGAGAGUGCCUCUUUGGGUGAUCUAUUUCACAUUGACUUGGAAAGAUGCCAGCGAGCCUGCGCCUCCAAAGCACAAUGCGGGUUCUAUUUGUUUGGAAAGGCCUCCGAGAGAUGCACCCUGUUCCAAAGGUGCAACUACAUACAAGACGUUGGCUUACAAAUUGAGAACGAGUUGUAUGGAAUGGCUCCGAGUGGUAACUCUACUUAUUGUCACAUCGCAAAUCCGGAGAGAUGCUGGGAAGAGAUCAAGCGUCGAAGCAUGCUCAGCGUGGAACCAUCAGAAAUUCCGCCGUGCCUGUUCCAUCACCAGGCUGAUGCUUGCGAUGCUUUGCAACUUCUUCUCGGAAAGCAAGAUGGUUCUUGCACACGCUGCCGAUACAUGGAAGCUUCAACCUCAUUUGCCGAAUCGGGCCUCAGAAAAGUUCCGCUUCCCGAGUCGUUCUCUCCGGCUUCGCAGAUAUCAGCCAGUUGCAAUGAUACGUCUAGGUUGUUUGCCAAGAUUCGGGGUGGCGUUCAAUGGGAAGGCCCUCGGCAAAAUGCGACCUUCACUUGUGUCAGUGGUAAGUGGAUUGGUGAGCUUGGUUCCUGGCAAUAUAUGUCCAACUUCACGUGCCAAAGAUGUGUUCAAAUUGGAGACGCGAGCCUUCAGCGCCUGUCCUUGGUCUCCAUGCCUGAGGUGUACUUCUUGCAGAAACGGACGGUGCAUGUCACCUAUCCUUUUCAGACCGAUGGCUGUGCUCGAGCUGGCCAGCUCACAAUGGGCAAUCUCUUAAGAGCAAACUCCAGCCUGGGCUUGUACGUAAAGAAAGAGGACGCCGCGCUCGAUGUGGAGAUCACGAACUGGGGGGUUAAUUAUGGUUCUUACUUUUGGCUUGCCAGUUCUUCCAACCGGCUCCGCGUGAGCAUGGUCACUUGGGACUUUGAUCCUCCCAAGGGCACUUUGGUGGACAGUCCUGGGAACUGGUGCGUUUGCGACCAGCCUGUUCUCUCUGUGUGCCAGUGCGAUGAGCCUCAUGAAGGGAGCUUCGUGGUCAUGCAAAAUGGUUUGCUCCGAGGAUCCUCUGACCAGUGCGUUCACGUUGGCGCUGACAAGAAAUUGGGUUUGAUGCCUUGUCCAACGACCCGCGAUGAGAAGUUUCUUUGGCACUUCCAGAUUGGCAAUUGCUAUUUCAUCUUUGAAAUGGUCGACACGGCGGAGAAGCUUUGGACUGCCACGGCUGGAGAUUGGUGGGAACGUAAGCCCCUGAUACUGGGGAAUUUGGCUUUCGAAGAUAAAAGCUCAGAUGGAGGCCAAUUUCGGAUGUACGUGGAACAGGUUGGCAUUCCCAAUCAACUUUGCCUUGGUGCGCCUUGGGAUGAAACUAUGAGAGCCACAUCAGACUGCCGCUCAACCUUUCUGUGGAGAGGAGCCCAUUUGGUCUACUUUGAUCUUGGGGACACAAGCACCACAUACUACAUGCAGGCCGUGGGGAAUCUGUUGAAGCGCGCCAGGUCGACCACUCCUGAUGAUGACAGUUACAAGUUCAAUUUUGUCUCUGGCAAGAUCAUACCAUUCUCCAACAGCAAACUGUGCCUGAAAUUAGUCGGCCAGACGAGUGUCGAGUUCAGUCAGGAUUGCUGGCACGGCGCCUAUGGGAUUCGCUGGAAGGAAGACAAAGUUGUUCCUGCAGAACAUCAAUGGGGACAAUGGACAGAACUUGGCAGCUGUGAAGCCUCCAUCUCGGUGGUCAUGCAGCAGGACUCGAAUCCCAAUGCAGAGGCCCAGCUACUCAACCUCACCAUCGCAGACCUGGAGUCUUUAUCUAGCAAGGAAAAGGAGGCCUACAAGUAUUCCCCCGGGAUCCAUGUCUCCAUCCAGGACGCGAACAAGACCCUAUUCACUUGUUUGCCAGGUCAUGCAGAGGGACCUGUUGUGGAUGGAAAGUGCGCAACCUCGUGCGCCGACAAUGCCCCUGUGAAGAUUGAAGAUUUAUUCCAGGCGACAAGUUGGUUCAAAGACCAAGCCCAGACAGUAUUCAUCGAAAAAAGUUGCCCUGUCCUGAUGAAACCAUCAGCCACAGUGGACCCAAGCCUGGCCAAGAACACGGUUGACAAGGGCAUGACAAUGCAGCAGCUGACCGAUAUUCUUCGCUUGGCCUAUCACACCACACCUUUUGGUGACCCACAAGCGGCUCCCUUCAAUUUCUCAGCUGCAAGUGCAACAUUCGCCGAGACAGUGGGAUUCCUUAGCUUGCAGCCCGGUGGAGCACCGUGGGGCUUGAGAUGCCCACAAGGGGCCGUGGUCGCCUCCGAGGGCUCGACCAUGCCAUACUGCCGUUUCGUUGACGCAUUUGAUGAAAAGGUGUUCUUUUCGUUCUCUGGGUCAAUGAGUUGCCCCGAUGGCAGCGCUGUCAGCGGCUGGUACAAUCUACCUGGCAUCCCGGUGACAGCCGGCAAGUAUGGUGGCCCAAUCGCUGCUACAGGAGUGAGACUCUUUUGCCGUUCAACGGCCUUGUUGUCAUCGUGUCAGCCCCCAACAACGCCUUACUGUCAAGGGGGUGGAGUUGUUGCGAGCAUCUCCUUUGACUCCAACCAGUUCAAGCUCGGCUGCUGCAAGUUGCAGAGGCGCCUCGGCCUGACAUUGCUUUUUCCGUCACAGAGGGUUGUGGGCCCACCGAACCCCGGCUUUGAUGAGAUGGCUGCUGGGUACUACUGCCCCACCAGUGUGGACAUCACUGGCGCGCCAACUUACGAAAUGACAUCAAUUCCAAGACUCGGCGGCCCUGGCCAUUUUGAUAACACCUUGAGAUGGAAUCGCUUCAAGAAAAGCUGGGAUCUCAUUUGCAGGACUUGGAAGAAAAACUUCUCUUUGCCCGGAGAAGACGAGUCACCUGUGGCGGCGAACGCUUCAGGUGCAAACUUUUCAGUUUCCUUCAUCGAGCCGUUGACUGCCGCCUACUUGACUAUUCCAGACAUGUCAGGUUGGUAUGGAGCAGAUCUGGCGAGUUUAGCGGAAGCGUCUUCGAAAGAUUGCCUUCCACUUCAAUUUGGCCUGUCGAAAGUGAUGUGUGAUCUCUUCUGCAUCGACGAUGCUGUUCGCGCUGGAACUUCGACGGUUUUGAGCACCUUGAAAGAGUCGCAUGAUGUGCUGAUGACAAACAUCCAAGCGCUUGUGGACUACCAGACUCAAUAUUUGCUAUGGGCUAUCGGCACGGUACUCGAUCCCCAGAAAGUUUCGCUCGAAACCCACGAUAUCCUUUCAGUGCCAGCUUUGUUGGAAGAGUUGCGGCAAUUCCCGAACCAAGAAGAUCCCCUCACUUUAGACCGGGAGGUUUUGGAUUGGCACAGAGCCACUGGAAGCGACUUGAUUUCUCGAAUCACGGCGAUGUCGGUGAAUGUUUCUGUAGCCAAUUGGCCUCACCGGGCGAGAUCUAUAAAAGGCAUGCUGCAUCACUAUCGCACAAGUUUUAAACAAAGAGCUUGGUGGACGCAAUCGCGAAGCGUCAUCGGUCGCCCAGAAACACAUCCAGGGCAAAUUGCAUUUUUUGAGUCAUCAAGCUAG
Molecule: messenger RNA, 4224 nt
Organism: Durusdinium trenchii
Lineage: Eukaryota; Dinophyceae; Suessiales; Symbiodiniaceae
Source: the annotation of a GenBank genome assembly